This is a messenger RNA of Hippocampus comes (tiger tail seahorse), 1008 nucleotides long. Its product is annotated as mannose-P-dolichol utilization defect 1 protein-like. Gene Ontology annotation, biological process: oligosaccharide biosynthetic process. The transcript is spliced from 7 exons. The record is from RefSeq and is a predicted model, not a curated record. NCBI's taxonomy places the organism in Eukaryota, Metazoa, Chordata, Actinopteri, Syngnathiformes, Syngnathidae. The coding region runs from base 41 to 820 and encodes 259 amino acids.
CUGUAGCACAUGCCACGUCACGUGACUUGACCGCUGUACAAUGGCGGAACAAGUCGUUAUUGAGAAAGCGUCCUCUUUUAUGGACCCCUUUAAAGGCGUCUUGUUGACAUAUUUGAUACCAGAAUCGUGCUACGAUGAGCUUUUUCUCAAUUUCAAUUUCCUACACGUACCAUGUUUGAAGAUUUUACUCAGCAAAGGCCUGGGGAUCGCCAUCAUCCUGGGAUCGAUGAUGGUGAAGCUGCCUCAGAUCCUGAAGAUGAUGGGCGCAAAGAGCGGCGAGGGCCUGAGCUUCCAGUCGGUGCUCCUUGAGCUGCUGGCUAUCACGGGAACGAUGGCCUACAGCAUCGCCAACAAGUUCCCCUUCAGCGCUUGGGGCGAGGUGCUCUUCCUCAUGCUGCAGACAGUCACCAUCGGCUUCCUCAUUCAGCACUACGGAGGGAGGAGCGGCAGAGGUUUCCUUUUUCUGAUCGUAUACUUUGGUCUGCUGGUCGUCGUGCUGUCUCCGGUCACCCCUAUGUCGGUGGUAACCACCUUGCAGGCCUUCAACUUGCCUGCCGUCAUCGUCAGCAGGCUGAUUCAGGCAGCCACUAACUUCCGCAAUGGACACACGGGCCAGUUGUCUGCCAUUUCUGUCUUUCUGUUGUUUGCUGGGUCGCUGGCACGCAUCUUCACGUCACUCCAGGAAACGGGCGACGCGCUGAUGGCCUUCACCUACGUUAUCUCCUCGGCCUGCAACGGCAUCAUCGCCCUGCAGGUCCUCUACUACUGGAAUAGCUCGGCAGAGCGCAAGAAGAAGAAAAAGAAGAAGAAGCGAGAGUAGGCAAAAGAAUUCCUCCACAACCGCAGAGCAACUCUCACCCUCAAAGGUAUUUGGGGGAAACUUGACGAGAAACAGAGCAUGCCCAAAACGAACAACAACAAAAAGAUGAAAACCACAAAAUGACAUUCCUCGAGUUGAAAAAGAAUUCCGAAUGUGAUCAUAAAUAAAACUGUACAAAUCCAGACUGA